Cadophora gregata is the source of this 1752-nucleotide messenger RNA. RefSeq lists its product as uncharacterized. The record is from RefSeq and is a predicted model, not a curated record. The transcript is spliced from 2 exons. Gene Ontology annotation, cellular component: endoplasmic reticulum membrane. Lineage: Eukaryota; Fungi; Ascomycota; Leotiomycetes; Helotiales; Ploettnerulaceae. Gene Ontology annotation, biological process: lipid storage; lipid droplet organization. Bases 303 to 1574 code for a protein of 423 amino acids.
CAGGGCAGGCCAUCCGAUAAGCACUCCUUAUCGGGGAAGCUUGUGAUGCGCCAAGAUCUCAACCCUUACCUAUGUCAUCGUCACUUUCCAUUCUAACCAAACCUCAUUCCUAACAUCGGAAAGCUACAUUGCACGUCGCAUAUCGACUUUGCGGGACAAGAUGCAUUCGUAAAGUCCUCAAUCAUCAGUGCUCCGUGCCAGAACUUGGACCAAGCAGCUGUUCCAACCCCCUGAGCUACCUCUGACCGUUUACCUGAGAUAAACAACAGUCGUUCCCUAGCAUUCCUCGCAGCAGCGCAACUAUGGAUCUCAUACUAAAGCCAGUGCGAGUCGCAACGUCCAAGCCUGCGCGAAAAACCUACCUCAAUACCAUCCUGUUUAUGAUAACCUCCUCGAUCCUGCUUGGCCUAGCAGUCUUCGCAUACAUCCUCUUCUACUACAACUAUGUACCCCAAAUAGGAAUUGAGCGUGUAAUCCAUCUGCAAUAUGGGUAUACUCCCUCGUUCUGCUCCUCCAAUCCACGAUACGAUGCUAACAGUCCCAGCGCCGGUCCCCACCCCUACGGAAUAACCUCCCUCGACGCCUCCCUCGUCUCCCAACAGCCCUACGACAUAACACUCACCCUCCACGUCCCCCGCUCCCCACCUAAUCUCCACCGCGGCAACUUCAUGCUCUCCCUCACCCUCCUCUCUCCAACCUACAAACCUCACCCCCCUCCAACCCACCUCGACCCCCUCACAUCCCCAAUCGGAACCGCAACUCUACCUCCACCUCUACCACCAACCCUCUCCCUCUCCAAAGACGACAUCCUCUUCACCUCCCGCCGCCCUACAAUCCUUACCUACACCUCCCGGCUCAUCUCCCUUUCCUCGCGGCUCCUCUCUCUCCCCCUCUACCUCCUCAACCUCAAGCACGAAUCCGAAACCCUACACAUACCCAUGGCAGAAUCGGCUUCCUUCCCCCGCGGUAGGAAAAACAUCCCCGGCUUUGCAAUGCUGGAACUCCAAGCCGGGCAAGAGGUCCAAGUCUACUCUGCAAAGAUCACAUUUACAGCUCGGUUCGGCGGCCUGAGAUGGCUGAUGUACAACCACCGGGUGAUCUCAUUCGUGAUUUUCACGUCGGCGUUUUGGGUUGCGGAGGUGCUGUUUACUGCUAUUGGGUGGCUUAUUGUGCGGUCUAUUUUCUCGUCUGCGGCUACAGUGAAGAAAGAAGAAGCGGGGGCUGUUAAGGCCGAGGAAACAGACGCGAGUCUUACUGGUAUAAAGAAUGAAGGUGACGAGACGGAUGAGUUGGAUCUGUCUGAUACGCCGCGGACGUUCCCGACGUAUGGGCGGCAGGCGCCGUUGCGGUAUGUGUCGAGUGGGAAGGAUGAGCCGCAGGUUAAGGACGAGGAUAGCGAGGAGUAUGUGGCGUUUCAGAGGGGGGCGCUGGCUGAGGCGGAUGAUGAGGAUGAUGGGGAGGAUGUGGGGGGGUAUAGAGGGGGGAGGACGGAUUCGGGGAUUGGGACGAGUUUUAGUGAAGGGGGUGAGAUGGGGGGUGUGAAGAGGAGGAGGUCGAAGGGUGGGAGGGUUUGAGAGCUUGCUUGGGCGGGCGUGUUGGAAUUGGUGAACGGCGAGCUUAGAUACGAUACUCUGGGUUGGAAUAGGAAUUUUUACACAAAAUAAUCGAUAAUAGGAUUUGGCUUUCUUUUCACCUCAAAAUUCUUCCCUAUAUGGUUAAGCAGGACUGUUAAGCGAAGAUGCCGAUGUCAAC